Arabis nemorensis is the source of this 318-nucleotide messenger RNA. The record is from the annotation of a GenBank genome assembly. NCBI's taxonomy places the organism in Eukaryota, Viridiplantae, Streptophyta, Magnoliopsida, Brassicales, Brassicaceae.
AUGGCGAUUCUUGAUUUAAAAGACAACAAAGAGAAUGUCUCACCUUCAAAGAUGGCCACAAUUACAGUCAAGCCUCUGGAUUCUUCAACCAUUGAUAAAGACAAAACCCAAAUCAGAAUAAGAAGAAAAAGAUGUAGAAAGCCUCUUCAAGACAUGACCAAUCUCUUUCUCUCAUCAUCAUCGUCUUCUUUGUUUCUGAUUCGUCACAUUCCAUCUUCUCCAUCUCUAUCACUUGAUCCCAAAUGCAUGAAGAGAAGAUCUGGUUCUGGUCUCAAGACUGUUACUUCUUCUACCUUGUCUUGUAGAAAUCUCAGAUGA